ACUGCCAAAGAGCCGUACAUUUGCUUUUUCUCUCAUCUCCAUAUCACUAAGCAUAUAAACAACGAGAGAACCCUCCAUAUACUCAUACAUAGUGGAUAUAUCAGUGUGUGUGUAAGAGACUGAACAAGAGAUGAAGCAUUUUGCCUUGGUGUUUCUUUUGGCCAUUUUGGUCCCUCAGGAGUGUUUCCAUGUCAGUGUGGAAGCAAGGGAUGAUUUCGUCAGAACCAGAGGCAUCCACUUCAUGCAGAAUGGAUACCCUUACUAUGCAAAUGGCUUCAAUGCCUACUGGUUAAUGUACACAGCUUCUGACCCAUCUCAGAGAUUCAAGGUUUCAAAUGCCUUCAGAGAAGCAGCAAGCCACGGCCUUACUGUUGCUAGAACUUGGGCCUUCAGUGAUGGUGGCUAUAGACCACUACAAUAUUUCCCUGGCUUCUAUAAUGAACAAAUGUUCACGGGGUUAGAUUUUGUUGUAUCUGAGGCCAGGAAGUACGGGAUUAAGCUCAUACUGAGCUUGGUGAACAACUAUGAAAAUUUUGGAGGCAAGAAGCAGUAUGUGAACUGGGCUAGGAGUCACGGCCAGUACCUUACUUCAGAUGAUGAUUUCUUUAGGAGCCCUGUUGUUAAGGGUUAUUACAUGAACCAUACUGUUCUCAACAGAUAUAACAGAUUUACUGGCAUGCAUUACAAAGAUGACCCAACAAUCAUGGCCUGGGAGCUUAUGAAUGAACCUAGGUGCACAUCGGAUCCUUCAGGGAGAACUAUUCAGGCGUGGAUCACGGAAAUGGCUUCGUUUGUUAAGUCCAUAGACAGGAACCACUUAUUGGAGGCUGGACUAGAAGGGUUUUACGGACAAUCAACACCACAAAGAAAGAGAUUGAAUCCCGGUUUCGACAUAGGAACAGACUUCAUCGGAAACAAUCGAAUACCGGCCAUUGAUUUUGCAACAGUCCACUGCUACCCCGACCAAUGGGUAUCGAGCUCAAAUAUUCAGUAUCAACUUUCAUUCUUGAACAACUGGCUGAGUGCGCACUUCAUAGACGCGCAAUACCGUAUAAAGAAACCAAUACUAGUGGCGGAAUUUGGGAAAUCAUUUAAGAGUUCGAGUUCGUACGAGAGGGAUGAGGUGUUCAAUUCAGUGUAUUACAAAAUAUAUGCUUCUGCUAAGAGAGGAGGGGCAGCGAGUGGAGCAUUGUUCUGGCAGCUUCUGACGGAGGGUAUGGAGUCUUUCCAAGAUGGUUACGGAAUAAUUCUUGGGCAGAGUUCCUCUACGGCCAAUCUCAUUGCUCGCCAGUCCCGCAAGCUGUACCUGAUUCGGAAGAUCUUCGCGAGGGUCGCGAACAUGCGGCGAUGGCAAAGGGCCAGAGCUAGAGGUGGAAACGGAGGCAGAUACAUUGGCAACUGAGUGCAUAUUUGGUUUUGUAGAUACAAUCGAUCAGGAAACUUGUUUUUGCGUUUAUUUUGUUUUUUGUGCCUAAAUAUUUUCAACUGCAAAUGCAUUAGAAUUACUUACUUUACUCGCCUGUACACAGUUAAAGCUUGUUUGUGCUGGGGAGAUAGACAUCUUUUAUAUACCAGUUUAUCUACCGAGUGUUGUUUGGAAGGCGAUGGAGGAUGGCCCACCGGAGCCAACAGAAGACCUUGGAGAUGAAUCAUAAUGUUUUCUUAUAACUAUUAUGUUUUCGUUGUUUCAGCUUCUCUCUUCUUUUUGUUUAUACAGAGCUAAAGCAGCUCUAAGUUUUUCCAUGUUGUCUACUCGUAGGCUACUCAACCUCACUUUAGUUUUUAACUUUGGAAACAAUGUUAUUUGUGUUAGUGUUACUACUUCAUAUUGGUAGAAAAAGAAAUGCAAAACAAAGUGCGAAUGUAAGUUUCAAUCAAAAUGUUAUAAACUCAAGUUAAGUUUAUACUGACAUGAUUAAUGUUUA
Glycine soja is the source of this 1925-nucleotide messenger RNA. Its product is annotated as mannan endo-1,4-beta-mannosidase 7-like. The transcript has 5 exons. The record is from RefSeq and is a predicted model, not a curated record. Lineage: Eukaryota; Viridiplantae; Streptophyta; Magnoliopsida; Fabales; Fabaceae. The coding region runs from base 131 to 1402 and encodes 423 amino acids. Gene Ontology annotation, molecular function: hydrolase activity, hydrolyzing O-glycosyl compounds.